AUGGAUAAUUACGAUGAAGGGGCAUCUUCCUCAUCUCAAAACGGCGAUAUUUUCGAUAGUGAUGACGAGAAAGAACAUAGCAUUGAAGAGGAGAGCAACAGCGAAGAAAAUGAGAACAGCGAGGAAGAUGACAGCAAAGAGGAAAGCGAAGACGAAGAACACGAAUCCAGCGAAGAUAGAGAGGACUACGACCCCUGGCAAACGUUGAUACACGAAGCAAAACUGCAACUUUUAGAUCAAUUUCAAGAAAACGUUGAAUGCCUUAAUAAUGAGGGUUUUAGUGAGGUUGAAGCUAAGAGGCAAUCGUUUUCAGAACUUCUUCCCAAACUCACAAAAGAACUAGAAGAUAUUUAUGUAGAACGGCUGCUAUGGAUGUCACACAUGAGAAAAGAUCCAAUUCACAAGAAGAUCAUGCAGACAAGAGAUAAUUUGAUUGACGUAGAUUUCCUCGACCGGGAAGAAGCUUUAUAUUCCGCAGUCGAAAAGAGAAAGUUUCUUUUCAAACUUUUUUUGGAAAAACGACAACAUUAUUCAGACGAUGAAAGCGAUACUAUCGAAUAAAUUGUUGUACUUCUAUACUUUAAAAAUAAAUUUUAUCAAUGCUAUUUGUUUGUCUGUUAUAUUUGUUAUAGUAUUCAUCACACUGAAUCGAAUUGUUUUCUCUUGAUUUUUGGCUUAUAUCAAAGGCAAUCCGAGCAGAAAAGGCCAAACGGGCCAUACGAAAAGGCCAAACAGGAUCAAGCGGACCAUCCGAGCCUUUGUUAAAGCGCAGGCGAAAAAAGCACAGUGAUCCUUCCCAAAGUUUUUAAAAUGUUCCGCUGCGUGUUCAAAAGAGAGAUAAAGAGGGUAACACGAAAUCGCACUGAUUUUAAGAAGAAAAUACUAUUGCCAAAGCUACCACGUUCAGGUUCACUGCGUGUAUCAAUUAACACAUGGAUUAACACAAUAAAGCGUACGCACGCGUACGUUUCUGUUCGUACAAAAGAGUACGCACGGGUCUUGCUCUUACAAAAUUGUUCGUAAGAGGAGAUUCAUCGUAAUAAAUAUGCGGAGUAUUGGAAGAAUAAACUUUCAAAUGAACAAUCUCACAAAGACAAAUUAGUUAAGUUGGCCGCUUUCUUAUUGGAACAUUUAAUAUUAUGUGUAACUUGAGUAAAAUAAAACAAACUGUCCUUUGCUGAACACGUCAUACAGCUAAGUACGAACGCUUGGACGUACACUAAGUACGAACGCCCGGACGUACUCCCCUGUGACGUCAUACAUACAUUCGCUUGAAUUACUUCCGGUGGUGGAUUGGGGGGGGGGGGUAACCUACUGGUAAUACAUCCUUUGAAAAUAGUAAUAGGAAGUAAUAUAUUAAAACUUGUCCAUUACAAUCAUGCAACACAAAUAUUUUAACGAUAUUUGUAUUUUUCUUGAUUUGUUUACAAGAAAGUCAAGAAAGGAUUGCUGGCAGUUAUUGUAAUUUUUGUCUUGUUUGGUUUAUACUUUGUCAAACCAUUUAUAUAAUCCACGUGCUGUUGUUUCGUUUCAUUAGGCAUCCCGCCAAGAGCAUCAGAUAUCUCGGUGGUUAUUAAUGUGAAGGACGUUAACGAUAAUGCACCAGUGUUCGUGAAACCCAGGGAUCUCGGUGUAGCAGAAAAUGCGCUUAAUGGAACUCACGCUGGUACUAUUAAAGCUUCGGACUCGGAUUCUGGAGCAAACAAGACUAUCUCUUUAUCUAUCGUGAACGGUACUGGUUUGGGAAAAUUUAAUAUCGAGCAAAGUACAGGUAACCUGACAAGUGCGGAAGUCUUUGAUUACGAGAAGAAAUCAAGUUAUACUCUAGUUGUGAAGGCACAAGAUCAUGGCACACCUCCUAAAUAUACUAUUCGCUCUGUCAUCGUUCCUAUUAUAAGUGUGGACGAAUUUGAACCAACGUUCCAGAACACAAGUUAUGAAUUUGUUGUUUCUGGCAACGCUAAGGAAGGAGACACAAUCGGUCGUGUUCACGCAACAGACUCGGAUAGUGGUCGUGAUGGAGAAAUAAAAUACGGGCUAGAUUCACCUGUCACUCUGUUUGCCAUCAAUAGUUCAUCUGGUGAUAUAUAUCUCACUAUGGACGUUGUCGAAUAUAAUGAACAUAAAAGAAAUAAAAGGGACACAGAAAGUUCAAACCAACCAGAUUCAUUCAAUGUAACAAUCAUCGCAAGUAGUGGUCAACCAGGUUCGAAAGUCAGUAAAGUUACAGCAGAGAUGUCUUUGAAUUAUACAACUUCACCAUCCAUUCCUAACAAUAACAAUCAAUCUAUAUCUGAAGCAAUCCAAACAGUCAUCAUUGCCGUUGGUAUUGUAGCAUUUCUGGCUUUGUUGGCGGCAUUCCUUAUCUGGUUUGUGAGACGUAAACGAAAAGAAGGGACAGAAACAAAGAAACCUAGUGAAGAAAUGGUUCUUAGGUCGAUGGCUUCGCAAAGAAGUUUUAACUCUGUUGAUGAAAAAGGUCUGAUUAACAGAUAUGAACAUGUUCCAACUAGUGCAUCUAGUUCCUUACAAUCAGGUAGUUCUGGAAAUGGAUCUUCUGAUGUUGGGUAUGAACUAACAGAUCGUCGUAACGUACACACGAAGACUCAAAUGGAUUCAAAUGUUACUGAUUCUGGUAUACAACCUGAUGUUGAAAAUAGCGAUGUUGAAAAUAGCGAUGUUGAUAAUAGCGAUGCAAGAUCAUUUGAUGUUCGUUCAGAUAGAACUGACCGUAUUAUUGCUCAUCUUCAGAGUAUAGAAUCACUUCAUGACUUUGAUGAUGAAGGUGGCAGGGAGGCUAGUGCGGGUAUAGAUGUUGGAAACUUGUUGUAUGCAAAAUGUGCAGAAGCUGACGCAGAGGGAGACGAUCAGGAUCGCCCUCGAGUGUUUAACUUUGAAGGACGACCUGAUUACACAGGCUCGUUAAGUUCCAUCCUUGGAAGUCACGAGGAACUAAGAGGACAUUAUAACUAUUCCUAUGCUAUGAACCAAGGUCCUCAUUAUCAACCACUUUCAGAAGUAUUUUCAGAGAUUGGACGUUUUCCAAGUAAAGAACUUGGUUCUCCUAUGAACGGUAUGAAUGACCUUUCAGCUCGUACAAGUAUGUUAUCAUCGGUAUCGUCAUUACACAAUCAACAUCUAGACCCGGAGUCUACAUAUUCUUCCCUACCUAUGACACCAAACUUUACACCAGCUAUUACUCCGCUAAUUACGAGAUCUCCCUCCCUCUCUCCCUUGACAUCCGAAGUUGUCACUCCUAUGGUAUCACCAUCUCAAUCACGACCUUCCUCCGUGUAUUUACCACGUUCACGACCUUCAUCGUCGUUCAUUCAGUUGGCUGAAAGACAUGUUCUCGACGAUUUUGAUGAAGACGUUAACGUCUAA
Paramuricea clavata is the source of this 3384-nucleotide messenger RNA. Lineage: Eukaryota; Metazoa; Cnidaria; Anthozoa; Malacalcyonacea; Plexauridae. The record is from the annotation of a GenBank genome assembly.